Molecule: messenger RNA, 2183 nt
Organism: Penaeus monodon (black tiger shrimp)
Lineage: Eukaryota; Metazoa; Arthropoda; Malacostraca; Decapoda; Penaeidae
Exons: 7
Coding region: 55-600 (181 amino acids)
Source: RefSeq, a predicted model, not a curated record
GGCUGUGCCUGCCCCAAGAAUUGUCAGUCGCAGCCAGCGCAGCGUUGUUUCAGGAUGGCCGUUCUGAGGCUCUUGCUCCUGGUCAGCCUGUUCUUUCAGCCCUCGUAUGAAGGCAAUAAACGCUAUUGUCACCUCUUCUCAAAAGACUGCCCGACUACUUAUUGCAUUAAAAAAACCGUCCAUCCCACUGAGAACAAGAACCGAUUCUCAUUCACCCUUCCCAUUGAAGACACGAGCCAAAUCUUAUACGUCAGACCGGAGGUGAAUCAAACCUCCAAAUUGCUUCUGAUAUUUGGAGGAGAAUCAAAGUCGACCAACCUCACGGCGGAACUCCGUAUCUACUUGUGGAAGGGCGACGUCAUGUUCUGUGCCGAAGCUCUUGGAAACAGGAAAUGCUACAACCAUCCAGACUAUUUUGAAAUACAGACUAACGAUACUGUGUUCUUUAGUAUUGUCUGUAAAACUGCUUCCCACACGAGCGGUCCGCCGAAAGACGUCAUCACUGCCUCCAGCAGCCCCAGCAGCGUCUCGGCAGUCGAUGUUGAUAUAAACAGUAAGACUUUCCAUACUAUGUGCGCCAGAUUAAAGUAUGUUGCGUAGACCGGCCAAAGGUAUCUUUUGUAUUUCAUCUGACUUCUGGUGAUGGCGAAAAUCAACCAUUGUUUUACGAAACCGCGCCAUCACCGUAAACAGCUGCGUGGCCUCCCACAUGCGUCGCAUGGGUUGAGACUUCGCGAAGGAGAUCGCGUUCCUUCCCUCUCUCUUGGGUUUGGGCCCAGAAUGGCGUCAGGGGAAUUUCCAACCGAGGUUCAACAGUGUAAAAAUGUUGAAACUAAUAAUACAAACUUUUUUUUUUACGGAAUGACAUCUUUAUUGAGGCUGAUGAAUGCACACGGUCCCCAAGUCGUACUGUUUCUUUUAGAAGUUUGAGGGUGUUGUUUGAUCAGAAAACUUUGACAAAGAGUAGUAUUAUCCGUUCAUUAUUCCAGAGGUAACUUUUUUUCUUUUUAAUCGCCCAGUGUUUGGGAUGUUUGACGCCUUCGUGUCUAGAAGGGGCCAAUCCCAGCCCUCCAACAUUUAAGAGCUUCCAAGUUCGUCGGCAUUGUAAGUUCGACAGUUCUUUCCCCGUAGAUCUACAAUUUCCAUCCAGAUUUCAGAUUUUCAGGUUCCAAGUCUUCAGAUUUUGGCAAGGUUUCAUUCUAGAUCGCCGCCAAAAGAAAAAUAUCCCCGUCCAGGUAGGCGAGCACAUAUAUAUCUCUGUAAGUCGCGACGGUGAUCUUAGUGAAUUUACUUCGAACUGCUAUUGACAUAAAAUGAACUGCAUUCUGACUGACAUAUUUUUCUCACAGGCUUACCCAGCAGAUUUCCGAAAAGAUUCGUUUCAGGCUCUCAUUCGCCAGCACCUCCUAGGCUCUGAGCCACCUUGACUCCUAGAUCUGCUGUGUGAAGCCCAACGCCCGUGGCAGUGGAGCUUCACCUCAAUGUCUCCUGCAGCCAAGACGAGACCGCGGUGGGUAGCGUCAGAAAAUCGCGCUGACCUGUGCUGACCUUUGACCCGAAUUUCAUGCUCAGCGUCGGCAUAUGCAGAUAGUUCAUCUUCAACGACUUUCAACGCUUUGGUGUUGAAAAAACUGAGACUAUAUCCUGGCGGGCCCGGACGAAGACUGGUGCAGAAUGCAGUCGCCGGCACAAGGAGCAGCGCACGGCCAUCCCGCACGAGGCAGUCACGUGGCGGAAAGGCCUGUGUGAAAGGUUCGGAAACGGAGACCCUGUCAGGAACCACCACGUGACGUCACAAAUAGAUGCUCCCGAGAUGGUUACCACAUGUGGAAGACUCCACACACUAUUCCCCCGUACGAUGUCCUUGCCGACUGGCUUUGUUAGGAACAUCUGGAGGGUUUUUUUCCACUCAUCGGCCAAAGGUUGUUUCGAGGUGACUGGAACCUGCGACACAACGAAGGUUCCCGCCACCUCCUCGCUACCGUCGCCGUGGAGUUUUUUUUCUCCCUGUCCAGCGGCCAGAUCGGCACUGACAUGAGCCGAUUCAUCGUUGCCAUGUUUACUUAAUGACGAGGCAUAUCUCGUGUGUGGUCUUCGGUUACAUGCGCUGCUAUAACGUUGCCAAGUAUGGAUCAUUUGCCAUCAAGCUUUAAGCAACUGACAAUAAAUCUCGAGUUCACACA